Messenger RNA from Pogonomyrmex barbatus (red harvester ant), 4780 nucleotides. RefSeq lists its product as uncharacterized. The record is from RefSeq and is a predicted model, not a curated record. NCBI's taxonomy places the organism in Eukaryota, Metazoa, Arthropoda, Insecta, Hymenoptera, Formicidae.
AAGAAAAGAAAGAACGGAACGAGCUGUUAGAUCGCGAGAUAAGCGAAACUCAAGUUCUCAGGGAGGGCGGCGUAUCGUAUCGUCGCGCUCAUAAUUAAUUUCAAUCUCGUCUCUCGUGCACCCGGACCACACAGCACACCGCCGUUUUCACCCACGUGUACGUCGUAAAGACUUGCACGAGCACGUUAUAUAAGCUACGCGACGGCUUGAUCGGUUUGCAUUGUUGUCGGAGUGAAGUCUGCGUCGUCUCGCGAGUGAGUUAUGGUACCGGCAAUGUCAUCACGGAUCGCGAUAUGGAUGAGCGGAUGCAUUUUGAUCCUGCUACUCGUGUCAUCCGCGCAGGCGAUCGACUACGAAGUCCACAGACGCGACGCGAUAUCGAUAAAUCGGAACGGCAAUGUCAUCCUGACGAGCCGUGACUUCCUCGAAGAGUUAAACUAUAUGGUACCGAAAACGAGCUACACGUUACAAGAAGGCACAGAGCACUUGUUGCAUUUCGGUGCGCUUCUGCGAACGCGAAUCCUCGAUGCCUUCGGCAGCCUCCUGUACGUCUAUUACGAUGACUUCAGCGUAGCGGAAGUGGAGGCGUUGCGCAAGGUAUACCGAGAGAUCCUCGAGCGGCGAUACGACGUGUUCAGUUUGGUCCCCAACGUUCUGAGGAACCCGGACACGAGACCGUCCAGAAUCUGCGCCGAGAUCUACAGACGUGCCAUGGAACCCUGUCUGAGGAGCAGCGCGAGCGUGUGCCGCGGGAUGAUCAGGAGGCAGCAUGAUCUUCCACAUUCCGACGACACGCUCGCGUUGAACAUCACGCAUCAGGUGUACCGUUCGUUCAAGACGUCGGGGCAAUAUCCUAGAGGUUUUUCUCUGGCGAUGCUAUUGAGAUAUCUGCAACGGGAAGAGCUGACAGUCACGCCUGAUCUGCUGUCGGGACUCCUUUUCAACGUGAGAUACGAGAGCUACGACGACGACGUUCGCCUCGCCGAGAGGGAGCUCAUACGACAUUUUCGCGAAAACACGCGGACCAGCGAAAUUUCAGUGCUGUUGCCGACGAGGGACCUCAGACAGUUUCACACCGUUAAUUUCUUUCUCAAGUAUUUUGUCGACAUGUAUGUCGAGAAACUUCCGGACAACGAGGAUCUGAAGAGGUACGCGUUCCUAAUGGCGAAACGCAUCGCCGACGACAUCGGCAUGAUCGACGAGAACAUCCAUUUGCUCGGUAACGUCUAUGAGAAUCAGACGAUUCACGUCGAGUAUCUCUUCGACCUUGUGCUACCCGACGACCUUUUGGAGAAUGAUGUUAUCGAGGCUAAGAAAUACUUAGUGACGAAAUUGUACGAGUUCAAUGUAGUGGAGAGAUAUCUCAAAGUGCAAAAGUUUCAGCAGGCCACUCCCGCUCAAUUGACGAUGGAAAUCACCAGACAGCUGACGGACAUCGAUUUCGCCAAAAAUAUCGCGACGUCUCUGCGGAUGUACGCGAGGUUUUGGCGCAGUAGUCGCAUGAUCGAGAAUCUCGACGAGCUGCUGGAGCUGUUCGACGCUUAUGAGAAUCUGCGACAAGUGCCGCGCUACGUGCGCAUGAUGCGGAUGAUCGAUAGGAUCAAAGAGAGUCUGCGAGAUAUAAAGGAUAUCCCUGUAGAAAUUCUGUGCAACGUUCCGCGAGCUUGUUUGCGAAUAGGUCUACAAUUGGUUUUAUCUUGCAAACUCGUGAGUUCUGAAAUCAAGAACUCUAUCAAAAAUUUCCUCGAGUUGAGCGACGUGUGCGUGGAUCCCGUGUAUAUGGUACAGGAGUCGAGACGCUCGGUGGAAAUCCCGUUCAAAAUGUCGAAAGUGCUUUUCUCCACGGCGCUUCAAACGGCGACUACAUGGCUCACUAAGGAGACAACGAAGACCAGAUUGACGACCGAAACUACGACUCGACCUAGUCCAACCAAAGACAAGGAUUGGAGCGUGUUGAGUACUGAGGAAGUUACGGAGUCUGAAAUAUCCAGCGAAGAGGUUCCAAGGGAGUACUCGGGAGAAUUGAGUACGACAACGACAACCACGCUGAGAACUAUGACUGAGCCUAUAAAGGUGAUCUCGACGACUCAUCAAGAAGAGAUAACCAGCACGUCAGCUGCUAUAACUACUACAAUGUUACCUACAACAACCACAUCAGCACCGACAAUUUCAACAUUACUCACAACGACUACAGCGUUGCCUACAACAACAUUACGACCUACGACAUUGCCUACAACGACUACAACAUUACCUACGACUACGACAACGUUGCCUACGACUACAACAACGUUGUCUACAACGACUACAACGUUACCUACGACUACGACGAUGGUGUCUACAACAACUACAACGUUACCUACGACUACGACGACGUUGCCUACGACUACAACAACGUUGCCCACAACAACUACAACAACGUCGCCUACAACAACUACAACAACGUUGCCUACAACAACUACAACAACAUCGCCUACAACAACUACAACAACGUCACCUACAACAACUACAACAACAUCGCCUACAACAACUACAACAACGUCACCUACAACAACUACAACAACGUUGCCUACAACAACUACAACAUUAUCUACAACUACGACAACUACAAUGCCUAUUACGACGUUACCCUCAACCACACCGGCACCACCGACAACUACUACGACAUCGCCUACAACGACUACGACGAUGUCUACGACGACUACACCUAUGGUCACUACGGAGCCAUCAACCGUCAAUAUCGAAAUGAAACUGAAACGAACAAAAGUUGUGACAAGUAUACCGUACGAUGAUUACGAAAUUACAAAACCAAUGCAAAUGCUAUCUCUUACGACAUCUGCCCCGACAAGAUCCUGCGAGUCCAACGAGUGUACCACUCAGCUAAGUUUAGAGGAAACUAGCCAAUAUAUCGAAACCACGGAAUCUCCGACGAUGACGGAACCGACGACAACGCAGACUUCCAUUCUCGAAACUACUCGAGCAAUGACUCCUGAAUCGUCAACGACUUGCCAAGACGACGUCACUACUGAGGCACCGAUCGCUACAACGACAGAAUUGAAUGUAACGCCUAUCACAAAAGACUGCAGAUCCAAGAGCGAGAGCGUCGAGACGGGAAGGUCCUGCGAGACGAGCUGCGUGUUGGAGGAUUGCGAUGGAGAGGACAGCACCACCAAGGACCACUCUCCGGAAUGCGAUACGGAGAUCGAGGGCAGUUGCGGGUGCGCUACCAAGGAGGAAAAGAGCGUCGAAUGCAUGGGCACGCUAUGUCCCUCGGAUCUUGCGGAGAACUCGUCCUGCGAGAGGAUGCGGAACGACUGCGCGACCUCGACGAUGCCGACGGUGAAGCUCAAGCGAAAGCGCAUACGCGGCAUGUGCGAGAUUCGGGAUCCUUAUCAUCACCGGCAGUUGAAACGGCUGGCAAAGAUGCGGGCGAUCAGCGCCGCGAUGUUGCGCGACGUCAGGCCGAGGACGUCGCGGCGCCGAGACCGGAUCAGCAAGAAGCUGUACAACCUGUUAGCCACCAGAGUACCCUACUCGGAAAACAGGAACAGGAGGAUAGCGCAAUUGCUGAAGCAAUCUCUCGGCGGCAGCCACGACAAAGUUCGGAAACUUCAUCGCAAGCAACGAGAGCAGAUGUACAGUGCUUUGCUGAGAGAGCAAAUGACGAGGAAAGUAAACCGGGAGACGACGAUGCGACAUACGGGAGACGCCACGCCAUUUCAUCAGACCGAAAGGAUACCCGAAAGAUCGAUCAGCGCGUAAAAGGCCGAUGCGAGAUUGCGGAAUUUGUCGAUUUAAAAUUAUGUCUAGCGGAUCUAAUGUCAUUAUAGCGGUUACGUUAUUACCGGACGAUCGGUACCGGACGUGAAUCAUUAUACUGUUCCUCUCAUGCAGCGUUUCUACUCUCCGUCCAUUUAAUCGGGUCAGAGGCGAAAAAUAUCGAGGAACCUAACGAGGUUCGUUCCUAAGGAGCUAAUUAUAUCAGAGACAAGAGCGUUUGUCGAAUUCGGUUAGACACUUACUCGAUAUCCCAGGGUUUUAAGUUAGUCGUCUAUAUUUAAUCCGAGAACCAAAUCGCGAGACUCGUAUGCGUUAUAAAUUAUUAUUUCUCCGAUCUCUUUCUCAAUGCUGCCUUUGACGUUGCAGCAUCGAUCAAUUAAAGUCCGCGCGAUAAUGAGGAUUUUUUUUAUUGGAGUUUUGAGCGACGAAAUUUUUAUGGCGGCUAAGACAUUUCUAAACAUUUUAAAUAAAUCGUUAGAGAUAAAUUUUAUAAAUUCUCAAUGGUUGAUAAAGGUAUAUCCUAUACCCAUUAAAACUUGUAUUUUGAUAUUGUAUCGUGAUCAUUUUUUUUCGCUUAACAGUCUGCUUGUCAGGCUGAAAGAAAAAUGAGAAGCAAAUUUUUUUACAUCAGGGAUCAGAAACAGAAAUUAUGCUGUCUUCGAUGGAAGAUACAUGUAUUUGAAUACUCUUUGAAGAUACUCUCUUCUUUAUUAGAGAAGCUUUUUUUUUCUUAUAGUAAGCGCUGCAUUCGCCGUGCAUUCUCGUUUCGUGGCGAAAUAGCGACGAGGCCCGGCGUGAAUAAACGCCAUAAACGGAUAAGCGGAGCAAACGAUAGAACACAAUGAGAAGUAAAUUUGACAUGGCCGGUGCCCGGCGCGUAAUCUGUCUUAUUAAACGGUCCCGCUCGCAUGUUGAGCGAUUACAUUUGAAUUUACUUUACGCCCGAAAUAAGCUCCGUGUCGCGCUAUCGGGCCAAUUAAUUCUCCAUCCCCAGGAUACGACC